ACGUGGGUUUGGAGCCGUUAGAGCUGUAACUGUAGAGCUGUAGCGCUAGAAAGCUGUACACCCGCCAUGCCGGAGCUGACUUCCAAGGGCACAACCAUUUCCAAGAAAGGCUUCAAGAAAGCUGUAACCAAAGUCCAAAAGAAGGAAGGCAAGAAGCGCAAGCGAUGCCGCAAGGAGAGCUAUUCCAUUUACAUCUACAAGGUGCUGAAGCAGGUGCACCCCGACACCGGCAUCUCGUCCAAGGCCAUGAGCAUCAUGAACUCCUUCGUCACUGAUAUCUUCGAGCGCAUCGCGGGCGAGGCGUCGCGCCUGGCGCAUUACAACAAGCGCUCGACCAUCACGUCCCGGGAGAUCCAGACGGCCGUGCGCCUGCUGCUGCCCGGGGAGCUGGCCAAGCACGCCGUGUCCGAGGGCACCAAGGCCGUCACCAAGUACACCAGCUCCAAGUAGACUCGCCAAGUAAGCGCCCUCUUACUCAACCCCAAAGGCUCUUUUCAGAGCCGCU
This is a messenger RNA of Neofelis nebulosa (Clouded leopard), 505 nucleotides long. Its product is annotated as histone H2B type 1-A. The transcript has a single exon. Gene Ontology annotation, molecular function: DNA binding; structural constituent of chromatin; protein heterodimerization activity. The coding region runs from base 67 to 450 and encodes 127 amino acids. Gene Ontology annotation, cellular component: nucleosome. The record is from RefSeq and is a predicted model, not a curated record. NCBI's taxonomy places the organism in Eukaryota, Metazoa, Chordata, Mammalia, Carnivora, Felidae.